Molecule: messenger RNA, 615 nt
Organism: Pelagomonas calceolata
Lineage: Eukaryota; Pelagophyceae; Pelagomonadales; Pelagomonadaceae
Source: the annotation of a GenBank genome assembly
GAUAAGCCUUUGUGAGGGCACAGGAGUCGGUUAGGCAGUGAUGCGAUCUGUAGGACUCCUGUUAUGUGCGGCAUCGGUGCAGAGCUUCGCGCCGCCAGCGCUGCGAAGCUUUGUUAGGCCCGGAGAGCAUGGCUGCCGCACCACAGCCAUCCGUGCAAAAGAAAACGGAGGCGGCGGCGCCAGUGAGCUCACGCGCGAAGGUAAACUCAUCGUGAGCAUACUCAUCGACCUCAUCGGAAUGUCGACGUACUUGCUACCCGUCGCGGGCGAGGGGGCGGACGUCGGUUGGGCGCCCGUAUCCGCGGCGCUCAUCUUCUGGCUCUACGGCUCUGGCAUCUUCGCAGCGGCGGGCUUCGCGGAGGAGAUUCUGCCCGGACUUGAUUUCGUGCCGACGGCGACGAUCGCGUCUAUCCGUGCGGAAAUCAUCGCGUCGACCGCCACGCCAUUGACGACGUGGCUCAGUGGCGAUGUCCACACAGGCCUGGUUCCUCACCCAAAGCGACGCGGGCCAGCGGAUAGGCGAGAAGGUAACGCCCGAGGCCGCACCGAAAAGGAAAGCAGAGGACCUCCGCGACGGCGCGAUCGAUGUGUAAUGUAGUAGUAGUAGACAAAAAA